Puccinia graminis f. sp. tritici CRL 75-36-700-3 is the source of this 345-nucleotide messenger RNA. RefSeq lists its product as uncharacterized. The transcript is spliced from 2 exons. The record is from RefSeq and is a predicted model, not a curated record. The coding region runs from base 1 to 345 and encodes 114 amino acids. Lineage: Eukaryota; Fungi; Basidiomycota; Pucciniomycetes; Pucciniales; Pucciniaceae.
AUGGUCCAACCAGACGCAAGAAGUGACAAAACUCAGAACAGCCGCCAACCGCGUCCGCGUGAGGCAUAUUUAGACGAUAGAGCCCGGAUUUACUACCAGGCUAGCCACCCCGCUUUGGUCGGGCCGCGUCAUCCAGGCGCGCCCCCUCUCGCCCCUUGUCGCGGGACCUCGGAACACCAGCCACGCCGGCGCCAGGAACACAAGGAGUUCUUCGAAGCCCAAGCUGCGACAAAAAAGUCGACAAAGAUGAGCGAACACAAAUGCGAGCGGCUGCAUUCUCGCGAGUUGAUUCACUCCUUUCCAGGAGAGCUUCUUCUUGAAACCAGUAGCAGUGGAACAACUUAG